Molecule: messenger RNA, 4147 nt
Organism: Mytilus californianus (California mussel)
Lineage: Eukaryota; Metazoa; Mollusca; Bivalvia; Mytilida; Mytilidae
Product: conserved oligomeric Golgi complex subunit 1-like
Exons: 28
Coding region: 33-2915 (960 amino acids)
Biological process (GO): intra-Golgi vesicle-mediated transport
Cellular component (GO): COG complex; Golgi apparatus
Source: RefSeq, a predicted model, not a curated record
CCUCCCUUUUAUGCCAACACCAACAACAGAAAAUGUCAAAAAUCGACCCUAAAAGUGUUCCCAUUGAAGAAAUGGAUACUAACAUUUUAUUUGAAAAGUUUACUAUUGAAGAAAUAAGAUCUAUAGAGAAGAAAACAAGGACAGACAUUGAAAGAAAAAAAGAAGACCUUAGGACUAUGGUUGGAGAAAGAUACAGAGAUCUGAUAGAGGCUGCAGAUACCAUCACUGACAUGAAGAAUAGUGCACAAAAUGUUAUGAGCUCUAUUGCUAAGAUGGAAGAUAUGUGUAAACAGUUGAAGGAACACCACAUGGUUAAAGGAUCAUCUUACCAUACACGGUCACAGCCAGACCAACUUCAGAAGAGGAAGAAAGAAGUGAAGUUUUAUGGAGUAGCCUCACAAAUUAAAUUAUUGUUAGAUAUGCCAGAAAAGAUCUGGAGUUCUCUAGAUGACAAGGAUUAUCUGACAGCGACCCGACAUUACCUAUUAUCUCGCCACAUUCAUACCAGUUUACAGUUGGAAUCCCAACACUCUUCAGACCUUCUGAGCUGGUUUCCUGUUCUCACAAGACAGUGGGCAGCUAUCAGUCAUUUUAGAUCAACCAUUCUGUCUGGAUGUAGAGGAACACUCAAAGAAACAUUUGCUGAUGACAAAUCUAUUGCUGAGUGUUUAUGUGCCAUUGUCCUGUUAGAGGAUAGUACACCUAGACAAGUCUUCAAUGAGUUUCUCCUUGCAAGAACUACCGCAGUACAACAACUGUUCCACUCCAGUCAACAAACAGCCAGUAUAAAGGACCAGAUUUGUACAGUGGUACAACUUAUUAUCAAAACUGUACAUCAAAUACACAGUGUGUUCUAUGUAGGAGACAGCACUUCUGAUAAAUUACAAAAUAACUUGCUGCUGUCUAUACUGAAUGAGGUAACAACAAAAAAACAGAAUGAGACUGGACUGCUUGAUUUACAGACAUCAAUAUCAUCUAAAUGUCUACCUAAGUCUGUCACAGAAUUUUGUCCAAGUCUGAGAUCACAUGCCAAUCCAGUUUCAGAGCAACAUUUACAGGAUAAUUGUCAACAAUGGAUUAACACGUGUAUAUCAGAUGUGACAACUGGUGUGGGAAAACUCUUGAAUUUUAUCAACACAGUAAAACGUCUGGCAGACAUAAGAGAUGCUGUGUGGGAACUUUUAUCCCAGGAUGAGAGUAUGAUUGGCUGGGAUACAGUUUGUAACAGAAUCAUGAACAGACAACUCUCCAUCUGGGAUGGUAUACUGAGGAAUUUGUUUGUGGACAGAGUCAAGUCUCUCAUCCAAUAUCAGCUAGAGUCAUCCACCGAAGUGACAAAACGUCAAGUAUCAAAGGUUGUCAUGGAAAUGGCUAAUACAGAAGAUAGUAUUGCAACUGCUGACACAGACCUGGCUUGGUAUGUUUGGAAUGAGACCUCUGGAGAUAUAGCACCUAAUAUGGCAUGGAUCCCCUCAACAGCAAGGUCAACCUCAGAUAACCCUGGAGGAUUGAUAAUGAAAGCUAAAGCCUUUACUCCUGUUGUUCAGAGUUUAUGUAAGAAUUUUGAUGAGAAGUUAAAAAGCAUGCUUGAUGAUGCUACAACAUACACACAGACCAGUGAUGAAAAACAGACAGAUGACAUGGCUUUUGAUAAAUAUUCUGACACUGACAAUAUAUACCUUCAUAUAAAGUCAUCAUGUCAUGAUUGUGUUAAAGGGUUGAUAGAACAUUUAAAUGAACAGUUGAAGUUGUGGGAGAAAUCAUUGAAAGAAAUAACCGAUGCCUUUACAAAUACAAUAACCAAAAACAGGGUAUUACUUGUAGGCAGACUAUGUACAGCUCUGUGUGAUAUGGUACCAUCUCUCCAAAACUGUAUCUUACGACAAAGUGAUCAGGCAAAAAUUAAGAAGGUGACGCCAAAGGGAAGCAAACCAGUUGAGGAACCAGUAUGGACAAAGGUCAAAGAGAUGUUAGCUAACUGUCAACUAGAGGCUUUCAGAAUUUGGGUUGAUCAUCUAUCAGAUGUUGUAUUGAAGGAGUUCAAAGGAGGACUUGUAACAGAUCAGAACUGUCAUAUAGUUACUAAUUGUACUAGAUGGGAUGAGGUUGAUAUACAAGAGGAAACAGAAGAUGGAAAAAAGAUAAAGUCUAAAAUAAGUGUUCCAAUGCAGCCAUCAUGGUAUGUUCAGGGAUUGGUGUUCACAUUAUGUCAAGAAAUAAACAGAGUUGGAGGCCAUGCUGUUACAAGGUCUAUUUUACAAAAGCUUGUUAACAAAGUUUCAGACGAAAUGAAGGACAAUUAUUUAGGGAUUAUACAUAAUAGUAAAAAUCCUAAAACAAAAGGUUAUGUCCCUUUACCCCAACAGAGGGCGUUACAGUUAUUGUUUGAUGUUAGAUUUGUUCUGUCUAUAUUCCCAAGGAAGGAAGAUUCAAAGGAAAAUAAACUUUAUCAACAAAGAAUGCAUCAGAUUAUUGAAGGAUUAGAAGAAAAGAUUGAUCCUUUUGAUUUAGAUGUGUUUACUCCAUAUAUACAAUCUCACUUAUUGAAACAGGCACAAAGAUCUGCAGUACUGUAUGGUCUAGUAACCAAUAUAGAUAGAUUAAGUAUGUAUGGAGGAGGUAGAACAUCAUCAAGUCAGCAAGAACAACAUAAUGUAUUGCCAUUGACUGUUUGUCAGAACAGAUUUACACUACUUCCACUCAGUACACAACCCUCAAGGUCAUCAUUGCCACAACCUGUGUUAAAACAACCAUUACAAAAGCCAAUUGAUUCUGGAAGAAGUUUAACAGAGACAGCUGCAGCUGUCCUACCACAAUCAUCAUUACAAAGUGACAUGACAAGUUCAUUGUUCAGUAAAGUCGGCAGUAUGAGUAGUAUGUCUGAUAUAUCAAAUUGGUUCAAAGGAUCCAAAUAAAUUAUAUCAAGUGAAAAUGUUGGAACUUAUUUUAUAGAAGAAAUCAAUUAAUGGCUAUGAAUAAUUUGAAGUAAUGAUUUACUUUCAUUUGUUGACAAGAUAUUGCACUCAUUACACUCUUUUAUGACAUCAAGAAUACAUUGUUUUUUGUUAUAAUCAGUUUUAAACUGUGAUUUUAAAAAAACUACUUUUUCAUGAAUGAAGUAAAAAAAAAAUGAUGUUUUUAUUUCGGUUACUAAUCUGAAUAAGGAAAAGUGAAAUUGAAAAAAAAGUCUAUAUCGAGCAGUUUUGAAGAUACAUGCCAAUGCAUAUAGUAUUGAUUUAAUCAUUUACCAAAGGAAAUGCAUUAAUUGCUUGUUACCCCGAUUAAAAAAAUAAAGUUUUUGAUGAACAGGAAUAAAGUAUUGUGGAAUUAAUUCUAUGCAGGUUUAAAAGAAAUUCUCUGUUCACUGAAAAUUUCCACCUUGAGAUGCCACAAAUCUUUGUGCACUGGUACAUUUAAGUUCAGAUGCAUGAUGAUGCAUACAGGAAAAUAUCAUAAGAAAGUAUAUAACAUAAACAAUAUCUGUCCAAAAUGACUUAUAUAAAUCAAAGUGUCUGUUAAUCUUAUUACUGGAUUAUACAGCUGAGAUCAGGAAGGGGGUAUAGUGCUGAUAACCUCUAACUCCCCUAUUUCGAGUGAAAGAGAAUUGGCUAAAUUUGAUAAAACAAUCAUGAAACAAGCUAGACUAGAAGCUUAUAAUGAAGUGGUGGUAAAUGACAAAUAUAUUUUUCUUUAAAUUGCAUUUGAUUCGUUAAUUUUUUUCAGUAGAAUGAUAGGCAAUGUACAAUAUAUUCAAGAAUUGAAUUUUGAUAAAAUAUGUAGAUCUUUAUUGCAUUUUUUUAUUGGAGUUACCAAAAUUCAACUAGUGCUUGAUCCUUAAAGAAGCUCCUCAAUAUUUAAACACAACAGAAAUCACACUUAUCUAAGUUGUUUUAGAAUUUUUGUUGUUAACAAAAUUAUAUACUAGUUGAUAUUUGUUUUAUAUUUAAUAUAAGAAAGCAUUGUGUUUGGAGUUGUAGCAUUACAAUUUAUUCAAAUAAUAUUAUUUUGAUUAUUGAAGCCUGUAGCCUGGAGAGUUUCUAUAUACAAUUUAUGUCAAUGAGAUUUAUUUAUAACAUUUUAUAACUAUUUUAUUUAUAAUGAAGAUAUUUAUUGUUUGUUAUUGGGGAAAUAAAAUGAUUGAAAUUGU